Saccharomyces cerevisiae S288C is the source of this 714-nucleotide messenger RNA. RefSeq names its product glutathione-independent methylglyoxalase family protein (gene SNO4). Gene Ontology annotation, biological process: cellular response to nutrient levels. The transcript has a single exon. The coding region runs from base 1 to 714 and encodes 237 amino acids. Gene Ontology annotation, molecular function: glyoxalase III activity. NCBI's taxonomy places the organism in Eukaryota, Fungi, Ascomycota, Saccharomycetes, Saccharomycetales, Saccharomycetaceae. Gene Ontology annotation, cellular component: P-body. The record is from RefSeq and is marked reviewed.
AUGACUCCAAAAAGAGCGCUAAUAUCUCUUACUUCAUACCACGGUCCCUUCUAUAAAGAUGGUGCGAAAACAGGCGUUUUUGUAGUUGAGAUUUUGCGGUCGUUCGAUACUUUCGAAAAGCAUGGUUUCGAAGUGGACUUCGUUUCUGAGACUGGUGGAUUUGGCUGGGAUGAACAUUACUUGCCAAAGAGCUUUAUUGGUGGCGAAGAUAAGAUGAACUUUGAAACGAAAAAUUCCGCCUUCAAUAAGGCGUUAGCGAGGAUCAAGACCGCAAAUGAAGUCAACGCCAGCGACUAUAAAAUAUUCUUUGCAUCUGCUGGACAUGGUGCUCUAUUUGACUAUCCCAAAGCUAAAAAUCUGCAAGAUAUUGCAUCCAAGAUAUAUGCCAAUGGGGGUGUGAUCGCCGCCAUCUGUCAUGGACCGCUCCUUUUCGAUGGAUUAAUAGAUAUCAAAACAACAAGACCAUUAAUCGAAGGCAAAGCUAUAACAGGUUUCCCACUCGAGGGUGAAAUCGCCCUGGGAGUUGACGACAUCUUGAGGAGCAGAAAAUUGACAACGGUUGAACGCGUUGCAAACAAGAAUAGAGCCAAGUACUUGGCGCCAAUUCAUCCCUGGGAUGACUACUCUAUUACCGAUGGAAAGCUAGUUACGGGUGUUAACGCAAAUUCUUCCUAUUCGACCACAAUUAGAGCUAUAAACGCAUUAUAUAGCUGA